UUCUCUCUCAACUCUCUUGGCUCUAUCUCUCUCUUCAGCCCUUCUCUCUCCCUCGUGUAACUCUCUCUCUCUCUCCGACGCAAUCGUCUUUCUCCCUCAGCGGUGGCUAUUCAUCCAAGCUUAACUCCACGAUUCACAUCCACGAGAUGUUCACAUAUUAACUGGUGAAAAUAAUUGAACAGAGAAAAUCCAAUGAUGCAGAAGUCGAGUCACUGCAAGAGGAAUACCAUCAAAGGGUUGCAACACUUGAAAGGAAGGUGUAUGCUCUUACAAAGGAAAGGGACACGCUUCGGCGGGAGCAGAAUAAGAAAAGUGAUGCAGCUGCUCUUCUGAAGGAAAAGGAUGAAAUAAUUAAUCAAGUUAUGGCUGAAGCUUCAGGAUUAUGGCCUUCGUCUACUGAAAGGAAAUUGCUAUUUGAUCCUGUUAUAUCUUUUAUGGGACAAACAAAUGAGGGAAGUAGUGUUGAUUCAUCACAGAAAGCUGAGUCUUCAGAGCAUCCGCCAAAGGUUGACAAAUCAUCAGGGGAAUCUGAAUCUCCACAAAAACUCUCUACUGUUGAGGCAAAGGAAGGGGUCAAAACAGAAACUUUACAACACUCUUCAACUGAACAGAUGGCUGAUAAGGAGGAAACUGAAGUUGUCAAGGAAGAAACAGAUGAUAAGCAUGCUGCGACGGUGGAGGAAACAGAGACUGUGGUAGCAGAGCCUGAAAAAUCUGAAUCUGAAUCUGAAAAAUAGAAAAUCUAUAUGUUGGGGGUUUUCUGGCUAGCUAAAAAUCUGUGAGAAAUGAUGAAUCCAUCUGAUUGCAGCCUAUUUAAUGUUUAAUACCUUCAUUAAAAAAAGGUUGUUGACAGUGCUUUGACUAUCUUGCAGAUUAUAAUGGCAAAACCAGCAGGUGGCCCUAGUGAGAGAGAUCAGCAUGCAGGGAUGGAUGAGGACUAAUUUUAUGUGUAUGACAAUUGACUAUCUUUGCUUGUAUUGCUCUAUGUUAGGGAUCUUUUGUUCCAUUUUAGUAACAAUUUUGUUUAGGAGAAAAAGAAACAUAUUGCAGUUCAUGCUUUGUAAAUGCCAUCUUCUGUUAUGAUGGACACGUGGUAUGCUCUUGUUGGGUAGGUUUUGGAUUGAAACCAUGGUCGAGUGCUUGAGCCAUGUUUAGUGUGAAGCUUGAAUGGAUUUUCUUUUUUGUUGUAUUUGGCCCUUGUCUUUUCAAGCAUGCCAAAAAUCAUCCUAGUUUUGUAAUAUGUGGUUUGUGUCCAAUUAAUUUACUGUGGACCUUGCAUUUUUGUACCCAAUAUUUGAUAGCUGCCUUCUUUUGAACGAAGAUUCAUUGAGGGAGAGAAUUACUUUCCUUUUGAAUAUGAA
This is a messenger RNA of Prunus persica (peach), 1361 nucleotides long. RefSeq names its product golgin candidate 5-like. The transcript has 4 exons. The record is from RefSeq and is a predicted model, not a curated record. NCBI's taxonomy places the organism in Eukaryota, Viridiplantae, Streptophyta, Magnoliopsida, Rosales, Rosaceae. The coding region runs from base 363 to 737 and encodes 124 amino acids.